CGUUUUUGUGGAGCCCCCUGUGAGCACUGCACUGCUAUUCUUUGGGGCCUGUCAGGUAAACCAUCACUGAAACACACAGUAGCAUGGCUCUGAAUAAUCCCAACCCACUGGGACCAUGGAAGAUCACAGUUUAUGACCAGGAGAACUUCCAGGGGAAGCGUCUGGAGUUUACCUCAGCCUGCCAGAACAUCAUGGAGUGUGGCGUUGACAACAUCCGCUCCCUGAAGGUGGAGUGUGGAGCCUGGGCAGGAUAUGAGCACUCCAGCUUCUGUGGACAGCAGUUUGUGUUGGAGAGAGGAGAGUAUCCUCACUGGGAGUCAUGGAGCGGCAGCAACGCCUACCACAUUGAGAGGAUGAUGUCCUUCCGCCCCAUCUGCUCUGCUAACCACAAGGAGUCCAAGAUGGUUUUGUUCGAGAAGGAGAACUUCAUGGGACGCCAGUGGGAGAUAAAUGAUGACUACCCCUCUCUGCAGGCCAUGGGCUGGGGCAACAACGAGAUUGGAUCUAUGCAAGUUCAGAGUGGCUCCUGGGUGUGCUACCAGUUUCCUGGUUACCGUGGUUACCAGUACAUCAUGGAGUGUGACCGUCAUGGCGGCGAGUACAAACAUUACAGAGAGUGGGGCUCCCAUGCUCAGUCCUUCCAGGUGCAGUCGCUGCGUCGAAUCCAGCAAUGAGACCUGCAGCUGCCCCUCCCAGCCUCUCACUCUUUACCUCCUCCAGCUCCUCCUCCCCCUUCUCCUCCCUUCACCCAGUCAUUCCAAGCUUUAGCCAGCUCUGUCAGCCUUUAGUGAAAUAAGGCUGACACUCUGCCGGUGCUUCACAAUCAAGAUGUUUACCGCACUUUUGUUUUGUUCUGUUGCCAACUGAGAAUAAAGAGAAAUGAUGUAAAGAAAAAACAGUCACUGAAGAAAAGCCCCUGACUGACGCCCCACUGAGGAGAGACGAGGAGGCAGUUAAAAGCCUCAUGGCGGCAGGAUGCAGAUA
This is a messenger RNA of Plectropomus leopardus (leopard coralgrouper), 984 nucleotides long. It is a transcript of the gene cryba1a, whose product is annotated as crystallin, beta A1a. NCBI's taxonomy places the organism in Eukaryota, Metazoa, Chordata, Actinopteri, Perciformes, Serranidae. The record is from RefSeq and is a predicted model, not a curated record. Gene Ontology annotation, biological process: lens development in camera-type eye; visual perception. Gene Ontology annotation, molecular function: structural constituent of eye lens.